Messenger RNA from Prosopis cineraria, 1108 nucleotides. RefSeq lists its product as uncharacterized. The transcript has 3 exons. NCBI's taxonomy places the organism in Eukaryota, Viridiplantae, Streptophyta, Magnoliopsida, Fabales, Fabaceae. The record is from RefSeq and is a predicted model, not a curated record. Bases 264 to 842 code for a protein of 192 amino acids.
GAGACCCAAGUCCGAGACGGAGUCAACUCCACUGCGUGUCUCUCUGCUUAUAAAUUAUAAAUUAACUCGUGGGGUAGAGAAGAUGGAAAUAACUUGAGCGAGAUCCUGGAAGAAGAAAACUAAGAGGGGGGCAAGUAGCUUCCUGGGUGUUGACAGCUUGACGCAGCUUCCUGUAAUAGCAUUCAUUUCGUUUCAAUUUUCACACUCUAAACCAUUUCUUUCUUUUUUUCCAUCUCAAAGAGUGAAGUGUGUGAAAUAGCGAGAUGGCUAUGAACCAAUCACGGGUGUCUUGUAGUCUAGUUCUGUUGAAGGUGGGCUUGGGUGUGAUGGCGCUGUGCAUCGCAGGCUACAUUCUGGCUCCUCCUCUGUACUGGCAUUUCAUGGAAGGUGUUGCUGCACUCAAGCACUCUUCUACUUGUGCACCCUGCAUCUGCGAUUGCUCUUCUGAACCCAUCCUCUCUAUACCCCAAGGGCUUAGCAAUGGUUCGUUUGGAGAUUGUGCAAAACAUGAUCCAGAGGUGAGUGGAGACACUGAAAAGAACUUCGCGGAGUUGUUGUCAGAAGAGAUAAAAUUACGAGAAACUGAAGCUCUGGAAAAUCAGCGACGUACUGAUAUGGCUCUGCUUGAGGCUAAGAAAAUUACAUCUCAGUAUCAAAAGGAAGCAGACAAAUGUAAUUCAGGGAUGGAGACAUGCGAGGAUGCCAGGGAGAAAGCUGAGGCAGCAUUAGCGGCACAAAAGAAGUUGACAGUGUUGUGGGAACUGAGGGCUCGUCAGAAAGGAUGGAAAGAAGGGGUUUCCAAAUCUAAUACCCAGUCUCAGGGGAAAGUACAGACUGCUUAGAAACAUAACAUGGUCUUCAAUGGAAUGGUUGUUGCAUGCUAGCUUUUUUGCUAAUAGAUUACAAGCGUUAACAGUUACAAAUCAUAGUAGGGUCCCUAUGCAAGCCAGGUACUUAUGAAUGUCAAGUGUAAAAGGCUUGUCCUGAUGUUUUUCUACUUUCAAUUUUUGGGUUACUUCUGCUCCUCUUAUUGUUGUGAGCUGGCAUUUGUUAAAAUGUUGGGAUGGAAUUUGUUAAGUCUCAAGUUCACUAAAAGUUAAAUUUCUUA